This is a messenger RNA of Ambispora gerdemannii, 483 nucleotides long. NCBI's taxonomy places the organism in Eukaryota, Fungi, Glomeromycota, Glomeromycetes, Archaeosporales, Ambisporaceae. The record is from the annotation of a GenBank genome assembly.
AUUAUGAAAGAAAACAGCAAACGUGAAGCUGAUCAUACAAAACUUAAAGAAGAUACUACUAACCUCAAGACCAAAAACACUGAGCUUGAAGCUGAAGUAGUGAAAUUAAGAUAUGAUAUUGAGGAAAUUAAAAAGAAAGAUCAAAUCAUUACUAAUAUAUAUGAUGCAUUUUCUACAGAAGAGAUUUCGUCUACUUUAUCUGAUACUUCAAAUUCUAAUGAAUUUAAUAAUGUUAAAAAUCUUAUGAAAUCUGAUCAUAUUGACGAGAAAAAGGUGAAAGGACAAAUUUAUGAUUUUAUUAUUGUACAACUAAAUAUCAAGCGGAUAGAUAAGAUUCAGCAUAUCAAAAUCUUUAGUACAGAUGCUAUUUCAAGAUUUACUAAUUUACAAAUUCAAACAGUCAUUGUUCAUUUUGCUAAAAUAUCUGACAUAGAAUUCAUCAAUGAUCAGGAUAAUUCUUCAGAUGAUUUACCUGAAGCUGAG